AUGACAGUGCACAGACAUGGGAACCUCUCAGCAGUCCCCUGGCAGGAAUUUGUGCUGGUGAGAUUCAGGGGAGAAAUGGCAGUCCAGACCCUGCUCUUUAUUGUUUUCCUGGCACUAUACAUGGUGACCAUCCUAGGCAACCUCACCAUGAUCAUCAUCAUCACCCUGGAUGCCCGCCUGCACUCCCCCAUGUACUUCUUCCUCAAGAACCUGUCCUUCCUGGACCUCUGCUACUCAUCUGUCAUUGCCCCCAAAGCCCUGGCCAAUUUCUUCUCCUCCUCCAAGGCCAUCACAUUUGUAGGAUGCGCCGCUCAGCUCUGCUUUUUCUCCUUAUCUGCUACCACUGAAGCCUUCCUGCUGGCUGUGAUGGCCUAUGACCGCUUCAUGGCCAUCUGUAGUCCCCUGCAUUACCCUGUGACAAUGUCCUCUAUAAUGUGUGCCCGUCUUGUUCUGGGCUCUUACUGUGGAGGCUGCCUCAACUCUAUCAUACAGACCAGCUUCACUUUUCAACUUCCCUUCUGCAGCUCCAACCGCAUCAACCACUUCUUCUGUGAUGUGCCCCCACUGCUGCAGCUCGCCUGUGCUGACACAGCUCUCAAUAAACUUCUCUUAUUUGGCAUCUGUGGCUUCAUCAUCGUGAGCACUGUAUUAGUGAUCCUGGUGUCCUAUGGCUACAUCACAGUGACCAUCCUCAGGAUGCGCUCAGGAUCGGGGAGAAUGAAGGUCUUCUCCACCUGUGCGUCCCACAUGACAGCCGUGUCCCUGUUUUAUGGGACUGUGUUUGUCAUGUAUGCACAGCCAGGGGCAGUGGAGUCCAUGGAACAGGGCAAGGUGGUCUCCAUCUUCUACACUCAGGUCAUCCCGAUGCUCAACCCCCUCAUCUAUAGCCUGCGGAACAAGGAUGUGAAGGACGCCUUGCGGAGGCUGGGACAGAAACAGGUGGCCCUGUGA
This is a messenger RNA of Cavia porcellus (domestic guinea pig), 951 nucleotides long. RefSeq names its product olfactory receptor 9S13-like. The transcript has a single exon. Lineage: Eukaryota; Metazoa; Chordata; Mammalia; Rodentia; Caviidae. Gene Ontology annotation, biological process: G protein-coupled receptor signaling pathway. The record is from RefSeq and is a predicted model, not a curated record. Gene Ontology annotation, cellular component: membrane. Bases 1 to 951 code for a protein of 316 amino acids. Gene Ontology annotation, molecular function: G protein-coupled receptor activity; olfactory receptor activity; odorant binding.